GCCCUCCCGGGGUUGCUGACGAGACGGGAAGCCCAGACCUGACCCUGCAAGGGGAGGGGGCGCGAAGGAGCGGGCCGGAAAUGACGCCACGGGGGCGGAAGGGAGGCCAAGCCGGUCUUCUGACUGCCCCAUAAAAGCCGCCAGCCGAGGGGGAGGCGGCGAAGAGUCCGCGGGGUGUGUGGUGCUUGCUAGGACUGUGUGCUCAGCUGACCGAAUGGAUCCCACUGUUUCUGCCAUCGCUUUGGCCCUGGGCGGCCCCUCGCUCUGGCUCUUAGCGCUGUUAGGGAUGCUGACUUUCGUGGCCUCUCACAAACUAGGAUUAACCUACCAGCUUUGGCAUCAGGUGGACACCCAGAGCCCUCGGCAUGGCGGGGAGAGUGUGGCGGAAGUGCUGAAAGCCCAUGGUGUGCGUCACGUCUUCACCCUGGUGGGAGGACACAUCUCGCCUAUUCUGGUGGCUUGUGAGAAGAUGGGCAUUCGUGUGGUGGACACAAGGCAUGAAGCGACAGCUGUGUUUGCAGCCGAUGCAGUGGCUCGACUCUCAGGGACAGUGGGAGUUGCUGCAGUGACGGCAGGACCAGGAGUGACAAAUACCGUGACAGCCAUGAAGAAUGCGCAGAUGGCAGAAUCCCCUGUGCUGUUGAUCGGAGGGGCAGCUGCCACGCUGCAGAAGGGGCGAGGUGCUCUCCAGGACAUUGACCAGUUGUCGCUCUUCAAGCCCCUCUGCAAAUUCUGUGCCACGGUGAAGACUGUGCGGGAGAUCAUCCCUGUGCUGCGGAAGGCCAUCGCAGUGGCCCAGAGUGAUACACCAGGUCCUGUGUUUGUGGAGUUCCCUUUGGAUGUGCUGUAUCCCUAUCAUCUGGUCAAGAGAGAGCAGUUGAGAGCUCAGGCUGCGAAGGGCCUGGUGGGAAACAUGGUCAACUUGUAUCUGGGCAACUACGUAGCGAACCUGUUUGCUGGGGCAUGGGAGCCGAGGGACAUUUCACCACUGCCAGUGCGGGUGCCGCAUGCCACCAAGAGUCAGGUCCAGCAGUGUGUGGAGCUCAUCAGCCGAGCCAAGAAACCGCUCAUCCUUCUCGGCAGCCAAGUGACAUCACCUCCGACGCCCAUAGAGGUACUCAGAGCUGCCUUAGAGGAAAUGAGGAUUCCGUGCUUCUUGGGAGGUAUGGCCCGUGGCAUGCUGGGAAAGAAUAGUCCCCUGCACAUCCGUCAGAAUCGUCGAGAGGCACUCAAGGAGGCAGAUGUGGUCAUCCUGGCAGGUACUGUCUGUGACUUCCGCCUGUCCUUCGGGCGUGUGCUGAGCAGGCGCAGCAAAGUCAUUGCUGUCAACAGAGACCGGGCGCAGCUGCUGAGGAACGCCCGCGUGUUCUGGAAACCCCACUUGGCCAUUAGAGCGGAUGCAGGUUCCUUCCUGGUGCAGCUGAACAAAGGGCUCAAGGGAUACUCCUGCCCCCAGGAGUGGGCACUGAGCUUGAAAGAGACGGAUCGGGUGAAGGAGAAAAUAAACAGUGAGAAGGCAGAGGAGGUGUUGGAGCUGCACCUCAACCCGCUGAAGCUGCUGUGUCAAGUGGAUCGCUUGCUUCCUGAAGAUAGCCUGCUGGUGGUGGAUGGGGGCGACUUCGUGGGGAGCGCUGCCUAUAUUGUGCAGCCCCCUCAACCGCUGUCUUGGCUGGAUCCAGGAGCUUUUGGGACCUUGGGAGUUGGUGGAGGCUUUGCCUUGGGAGCCAAGCUCUGCAGACCAGAGUCUGAGGUCUGGAUUUUGUAUGGAGAUGGCUCUCUUGGAUUCAGUGUAAUGGAAUUCGACACCUUUGUGCGACAUAAGACGCCCGUCAUCGCCCUGGUGGGGAAUGAUGCCUGCUGGAGCCAGAUCUCCCGAGAACAAGUCCCAAUGCUGGGCAGCAGUGUGGCCUGUAAUCUGGACUACCUGGAUUACCACGUGGUGGCUGAAGGUUUAGGCGGGAAGGGCUUCCUGCUCUCCCGCCAGAACGAGGAGCAAAUGGACGACGUCAUCAAGGCUGCACAGUCUGAGUGCAGGAACGGGCGGCCCGCCCUCAUCAACGCCCUUAUUGGGAAAACCAACUUCCGCGACGGAUCCAUUGCUGUCUAGAGGUUAAGCUGGGCCUGCAGAAUGUGAGACGGAGCUUCUGCCUCUGCCUGAGAGAUCAGACUCGGCCUGAUUGCUCCCAGGCCGCCAGAAAAGGUUUUGCCAGAAAAGGUUUCGCCUUUGAGUCAGCCCCUGGGGCUGCUGGGAAAGCUACCCUUUGCCUUGGCUCCACAGGGCCUUUGGUUCCUUCUGCAAGUAUCAGUCUGCCUUAACUUUUUAAUCCUUCAGCCCUGCUUGCAGCCUGGCCCCUGGAUAUUGUCCAAGGCGGUAAUUGAACUAACCAGUUUCUCGGGGAACUGAUGGGAUCUGCUUUGGUGGUAGUUACCUUCCACACCUCGGGACAGUGGCUCUCACUGAUAAAGGGAUGCUCCCUUAUUACGUGUCUGUCAGGCACAAUGCACUCACCUGCCCAACGGGCCCUGAGAGUUCAGAGACCUCUUGUUUGAGGGGACCACUACAGUCGACAAGGUUUGAUUAAAAGGUUCAGAAAUAAAUGUAAGCUGUCCAGUGUGCAGCUGUAAUUCAUUUUCA
This is a messenger RNA of Sphaerodactylus townsendi, 2635 nucleotides long. It is a transcript of the gene ILVBL, whose product is annotated as ilvB acetolactate synthase like. The record is from RefSeq and is a predicted model, not a curated record. The transcript has 16 exons. The coding region runs from base 215 to 2107 and encodes 630 amino acids. Gene Ontology annotation, cellular component: acetolactate synthase complex. Gene Ontology annotation, biological process: L-valine biosynthetic process. NCBI's taxonomy places the organism in Eukaryota, Metazoa, Chordata, Lepidosauria, Squamata, Sphaerodactylidae. Gene Ontology annotation, molecular function: magnesium ion binding; thiamine pyrophosphate binding; acetolactate synthase activity.